UGCGCUCGCCAGUCGGCGAUGCUAUGUCACAAGUUUACAAUGUACGUUUAACGUUCUGCGAUGGCAAAACGUAAAACAAUUUUGUUUUUUUAAAAUUUAACUGGCAGUAAUAAUUUAUUUAUUUUUUCAAAAAAAUAACUAACUAUUGUAUUGACAAACCGUUAGGUUUAUUUCUCAUUGUAAAUUGAUUUUCUUUGGUAGUGGAUAUUAGUAAUACAAUUCGAUUGAAUUUUGAGAAAAUAAUAUAAUACGAUCGUGAAUUGAAAAAAAAUACGCUAUUCCUAAUUCCAGCAAACAUCAGAUAAGUUAUUUUUCUAUGAUAAAAUCAUAUAUUAAAAUCCACUAAAAGACAAUGAAGGAGUGGAUUAAAGUAACCAUAUGUGUUAGUUUAUUUGCAAUUUUUCGGGACUUUCGUCCUGUUGAUUCAUUUUACUCAUCGUACUUAACCAGUCCAGCUGUAAAUUUUACUAUCGAGCAAGUGACCGAAGACAUUUAUCCUAUAAAUGCAUAUGCAACUACAGCUCUAGUGAUUGUAAUGUUUCUUAUCACCGAUUACGUUCUCUACAAACCUAUUGUGAUGCUGGAUGCGUUGAGUUCAAUUGUUAUGUAUUUAUUGAUAUUGGAACCGGUUACGCUUUUUAAAUCCAAAAGCUGUUUUCAAUCAGUUAUUACAAAUGAAAAAUAACAAAAAAACGUUCGAGUGAAUAAUACGUUUUUAAUCGACUAGGAAUAUAAUGUUGUACUGCGUAUGAAAUAUAUAUUAAUGU
Messenger RNA from Sipha flava (yellow sugarcane aphid), 767 nucleotides. RefSeq names its product thiamine transporter 2-like. Gene Ontology annotation, cellular component: plasma membrane. Gene Ontology annotation, biological process: vitamin transport; transmembrane transport. The transcript is spliced from 4 exons. Gene Ontology annotation, molecular function: vitamin transmembrane transporter activity. The coding region runs from base 353 to 685 and encodes 110 amino acids. The record is from RefSeq and is a predicted model, not a curated record. Lineage: Eukaryota; Metazoa; Arthropoda; Insecta; Hemiptera; Aphididae.